AUGGCAACAACAACAACACAUCGGAGCCUCGAGAGCCGCCUGCGCGCCGAGGUCCCGCCCAACCUCUGCUGCAUCGAAGAGACGAUCGCAUCGUUGCCGGCGCACCUCCGUGGUAGGCCGGACGCGCGGCCGCUGCGCAUGAACUACUUUGAACAUACCAUCCACACGUACCACGAGAACGACCACCUCCAGCCGUCGCAGCAAUACGUCGAGUGGGCCGCUUCGAACGUGCUACUCGCUGACCCACGCUUUCGGCUCUUGCGCCUCUCGACCGCCGAGGCGCAGGCGCUCGCGGUGCAGGAGUGGCGCACGCACGUGACGCGCUCCGUGUACCAAGCGCGUCUCAACCCCCACGAGAUCGUCGACGGCCCCGUCGUGACCCGGUCGAAAAGCGGUGUCAUCCGCGUCCAGGCCGAGCUCGGGCCCACCCAAGUCGUCGACAGCAUGAGCACCGUGCCGAUCAAGAAGCAAAAGAAGGCAGGCACGACCUCAAAGGCGGCGCGCACAACCAGCAGUCACAGCCAGCGUCCAUAG
Molecule: messenger RNA, 534 nt
Organism: Saprolegnia parasitica CBS 223.65
Lineage: Eukaryota; Oomycota; Saprolegniomycetes; Saprolegniales; Saprolegniaceae
Exons: 2
Coding region: 1-534 (177 amino acids)
Source: RefSeq, a predicted model, not a curated record